AUGACCGCCGAGGCACGAGCCGAGGAGGCGCGGCGGCCGAUGCCGCUGCUGCCAGAGGAGGCCGAUGUGGUCGAGGCCGUGCAGCAGGGGCGUGCGGACGUGUUUCUUGUGCCGUGGCUGACGCGUGUGCAGUGCCUGCUGGAGGAGGGCGAGGUGCGAGGCGUGGCGGCGCUCGUGGAUCGCCUCUUGAGUCUGUGUGGCGUUCGUCCGGGCACGCCGCCUUGGCAUCAGAUCGAGGUGGGACGCAGCGUGCGAUACCUCGUGGCGCGGUGCAUGGUGUUGGUGUAUAGAACGGAUGCGCCGAAGCCGCCUCUGUUUGAAGUGAUGGGUCUGCUGCGCGAUGUGUUCGCGGCCGAUAUACCGACGCCCGCGCAUGUGGCUGCGAUGCAUGUGUCUCGCGAGCUGGUGCGGGCGUUUCCGCCACACGUCGGAUCACAGAGCUCGGCGAUUCCUCCGUGUUUGCGCCUGAUCCGCCCCUCGUCGCACACCGUCGUGGUGCGGUUCUAUGCGCUGCGCUUGUUGGCGUGCUUGACGCCGCCACCUGCGAUGCUCAAAGACGUGCUCAAAGUGCUCAAGAGCGGCCUGUCUGAUAAGGCCGGCGCCGUCGUGCGCGGCUGCGCCGCGUGUCUCGAGGCGCUCGCGCCGACAUCCCGAGCGGAGAUCGAGGCGUGGCUCGCGCUCGUCGUCAAGUCCAUCCACGGCGUGGACGCCCAUACCCGAGCCUCGCUCGCGCGUCUCGCCGCCGUGCUGCUGUGCCAGACAGCGUCCUCUGCUGCGGCGGACGAGGGCAAGGACCCCGUCGUCCAGCCCGUGUAUGCGGUCUCUGAGCAGCUGCACCUCUUGUAUGGCCACCUGAGUCGCGCGUCGACGCAGGAAGCACGCACAGAGAUGCUUAGCAUGUACGAUGCGCUGUUGACGCGGCACGGCAGCGCGUGGCUCGAGCAGCACUUGGACGUCGUCUACACGCACCUCGUGCAGGAGAUCGCGACGCGCCUGCCGAACGGCGCCGAGUUGGUGCGCCGCCUCCUCGAUCCACAUUGGCCGGCCCUCUCUGAGCCGGCGCAGGAGCGCGCUGCCGCGUACUUGGGCACGCACGUCCUUGCGAUGUGGCCGCCGUCGACGCCGACGCAGCCCGUGCCGAGCGAGGCGGCGCUGUGCGUGACGCUCGACGCCACGGCUGUGCUGGUGGCGCAGCUGGGCGAGCUUUCUGCGACGCUGCAUGAGGCGCUGUACGAGGUGCAUAGGCGUCUUUUGACGCAUCCCGCGCUGGCCGUGCAAGUGCGCGCGGCGUGGUGGCUGAGUGUCGCGUGCAGCGUCGAGCCAUGGCUGUUGGCGCCGACGUACGCGGAGCUGCUCGGAUGUAUGCGCCGUGAUACCGAGGCUCUGAGCAAGCCGCAGCAUGAUCGCGGCGUGUCGUUGCGUGCGCGCCUCGUGGGGCACAGCGCGGCGCUCGCGGCGCUCGCGCGUGUAGCGGCGCAGCAUCCCCUGUACAUGCGGAAUGACGAUGUCGACGAGGUGUGUUUGCUCGCGAUGGAUCUACGGACGCGCUACAGCGAGACGCCAGCUGCGCCGCAUGCGUCGGCGGCGGUCGGGAGUGCGUGGAUGCUCGUGGGAUCGCUCAUGGCGCUGGGCCCCGAGUUUCUGCGCGCGCAAGUGCCGACGCUGCUGCACGCUUGGCGCCAGGCGUGGGCGGAUCGGCCGUGGCGUGAGAUGGACGAGGGUGCCUACCUCGUAACGGAGCGUCUCGGCGCGCUGAGCAGCAUGCACGCGUUCUUCUUGCAUGGCGGCCACGCGCUGCUGACGCCCGAGACGGCGCGGCGUCUCGUCGCGCUGCAAAGUCAAGCGCUGGCGUUUCUCGCGGCGUGGGAGCGCCGCGCGCCCGGCACGAGUGAGGCGUCCCUGCUGCGUGCGCGCAUGCUGCGGUGCUGUACGCAUCUCGCGCAGGCGCCUGCGAUGGAGACGCUGGCGCCCGCGUUGCUGCGUCUGUGCGUCGAGUGGCUGACGCGAGCCGAGUACGCAUCGCCAUCCGGCGCGGCGCCGCCAGUGCAUGCGCCGGGCGCGACGCCGUGGACCGUGCAGGAUGGCGUGGCGAUGGGCGUGACGAGUCUGUUGGCGCAGGACCGCGUCGCCCUGGACGCGUGGACGCCGAGCUUUGUGUCUGCGCAGUGCCAGGCAGGUCCGCGCGUCGGCACGCCCGUGUCGGGCGCGCUGGAGCAUGAUACGAUGGCGCUGUAUGCUCUGCCUGUGGAGCCGGAUGCAGGCUGGGGCCUCGUGCCGCGCGCGCCUGCGCCGAUGCCGGCGCAUGUCGCCGAGGUCGAUGCGGCCGCGGAGCUGUUCGCGGCGCUCUUCCCGUUUGCGUGCCGCGACGUGCAGAUCGGCGCGAGCGAGGGUCUGCAGGCCGCGCAGCGGCGCCCCGCACUGGACAAGCAGCCUGGGCGGCGGAUGGCCGUGAUGGCGAACAGCGUCGUCGCGCUGCUGGGCGCCGUGCGUACGGCUGCGCAGCCUGUGCAUCGCGCGUCGGGCUUUGCGAACGAGCGCAUCAAUGCGGCGAUCCGCGGCGUCGCGCAGACGGCGCUGCAGCAGGGACCUGCGGUGCUGCGCCGCGCCGCCGCGGAGCUGUACGGCUACCUGGCCAGCCUCGCGGGCUCCGUGUCGCUCUCGGCGCAGGUGGCCUGCAUGGUCGAGCAGAUCGGCGAUGCGCGGCAUGCGGACGCUCGCGCGGCGUGCGUCCUUGCGCUGGGCGAGAUGUAUGCGCGCCUCGGCGGCCUGCGCGCCGCGCCGCUGACCAAGAGCGUGCACACGCUCGCGCUGUCGCUCGCGCACGAUCCGCACCCGGCCGUGCACUGCUGUGCGCUCGAGGCGCUCGCGAGCGUCGCUGAGGCGGCUGGCGUGGCGUACGAGCCGUACGUCGAGAGCACUUUGCGCCUCAUGACGCGCCUGUGCGCGGCGGCGACGCACGAGCCGGAGGGCGGGAGUGUGGGCAGCAGCAAUCUGCGCGUACAUCUGCCGGCGUACCCGGGCGUCGCGCGCGUGCUGAGUGCGCUGGUGGGUGUGCUCGGCCCGGACUUGCAGGCGGCCGAAGCGACGCGGCACUGGCUGUACGCGCUCCUGCUGCACCUCGCGCACGACGGAGGCGACGCGGUGCCGGAGGCGAUCGUCGGCCUGCAGCGACUCGAGCUCGUCGUGCCGAGCAUGCUGGCGACGCGCGUGUGGGCCGACGUGCUGCGUGACGCCGUGCAGCAGCCUCGUCUCGCUCCGACGGCAGCGGGGGCGUACGGCCAAAUGGCGCAGCGCGGCUCGGCGUGGCUCGCGCGCUACGGCGGGCCGUCGCUGCUCGUGACGCUGCUGCGCCAGCUGGACGCGCACCCGCACCUCGAUGGGAUUCGCGCGCUGAUCCACGCCUGGCUCCGCGAUACCGCGCCGAUGCGCCCGUGUGCGUGGAUGGAUCUGUGCUGCACGGUGCUGCUGACGCCCGAGGCGCUGCGCACGCAGCGCGUCGCGGGCGCGGGCGGCGACGUCGACGAAGCGGCGAUGGCGCUCGCGCCCGACGACACCGAGACGCAGGCGCUGUCGGUGCGGUGGCGCACGCAGCGCUUUGUGCUGACGUGCAUGCACGACGUGCUGGCGUGUGUGCACACGCGCGCCGAGCAUGUGGGGCGCGGAAGCGAUGCGCGCGAUCGGCGCGUGCUGAGCAGCCGCGUGAGCGAUAUGCUGCGGGCGGCGUGCAGUGCGAGCACGGCGACGCACCGCGCCGUGCGGUCGCAGGGCCUACAGGUGCUGCGCGAUGUGCUCGAGUCGUUCGCCGAGACGCCGGAUCCGGACUUUGGCGAGGCGCGCCUGCUCGAGCAGUUCCAGGCGCAGCUCACGGCCGCGCUCACGGCCGCGUGGGGCGCCGACACGCCGCCGGACGUGCGUGCGGCGGCAAUCGCCGUGAGCGGCGUGUACCUGAGCGCGGGCAUCGAUGCGUCGCCGACGAGCCGCAUGGGGCGUCGGAUGGUAUCGGCGCUGGAGGGCGCGCCGAGCGCAGACGCGUCGCUCACGGCGCAGGCCGCCGCGUACGUGCACGUCGCGGUGAUCCGCGCGUGGGCGCGCAUGGCGCUCACGCCGGGCCUCGCGACGCUCGUGGCGCCGCAUGUCCCCACGCUCGCGCGGGCGUGGGUGCAUAUGCUCACGGCGUACGCGACGCUGCGCGCCGAUCGCACCGCGUCCGUCGCAAGUGCGUGGCUGAGCCCGGACAGUGCGCUCGCGCCGCUCGUGCAGGCGCACAUGCGCGGCACGCUCGCGCAGGCGUAUCCGACGCUGCUGCAGGCGCUCACGAGCGUGUUUGCAUCGCAUCCUGACGUCGUGCAGGCGGCGCUUGCGCAGGAUCUGGGCGAUGCGCGUCGGGCGUUCAUGGCGCUGUACGGCCUCGCGCUCGAGACGCUGUGGGAGGCGCUCGAUCGGCCUGCGGCGCCGAGCCUGCUCAGCGUCGUGCUGCGCUCGCUGCACGUGCUCGUCGAUGUGCGGUACAGCGGGUCGUUCCUGCUGCAGGACGCCCCGUUCGACGAGCUCGUGUGCGUGUGCCAGCGCGCCCUGCUGGGCACGGACACGGCCGUGCAGCGCGGCGUCGUGCAGCUGAUCCGCGCGAUGGUGCGCUCGAUGCGCGAGCGCCUGCUGCUGCACGACGACGGCACGGUGCAGGACAUGCCGUCGUCGAAGCUCGGCCGUCUGUGGCGCCUGCUCAGCCAUGUCAUGGAGCUGCUGCCGAGUCAGCCGACGCCGCGCACGGAGCGCGCGACGCUCCUGCAGAUGGUGUGGUGCACGCUCGCGGACAUGAUCGCGGUGGGCAGCGCGUCGCUGCAGCUCGAGCUCGUCGCCGUCUCGCUGCACAUGCUCGUCGCGUACGCGCGCCGCGAAGACGAGGCGGCGUGGAUGCUCACGCCCGCCCUGUCGGUGCUCCGCGAGAUCUGCGCGGCCGCGUGUGCGUCCGCGCACGCCGACGCGAAUCUCGCGCACCGCGCCGUGCAAGGCUUCCUCAGCGCGAUGAUCGAUAUGAGCGAUGCGCUGCGCGCGCGCUCCGGCGACAUGGUAUCGCGGCGCAGCGGCCAUGCCCUCGUGAGCGCAAGCCUCGUGCUCACGCAUCUCGACGCGUCCAUCACGAUCAGCAGCGAGGUGACGGAGCGCCUCGCCUUUCUUCUCGCGCAGAAACUCGACACGGACGACGACGCGCCCAUCGCGCUGCAGUGCCUCCGGUCCAUGGUGCACGCCCAGCCGCCGCGCCACUCGCUGCACCUGUGCCUGGGCGCGUGCCUCCCGUCGCUCGUCGCGCACGCGCUGCGGACGCACGCCGACGCCGCGCUCGAUGUCCUCGUCGCCCUCGUGCAUGCCAUGCCGCCCGACGCGGCCCUGCGCGUGUGCGUGCCCGUCGCCGUCACGUACCUCGAGCGCCCUGCGCCGUCGCCGCACGUCGUGCACGCGGUCGUCGAGCUCGCCCGCACGCACGCGGACGCCUUCCGCACCGCAACGCGCGCCCUCGACGACGACGCCCGCACACGCCUGCAGCAGACGUUCCGCACCGCCAUCGGCGCCCCCGCCGCGCCCACCGCCGCGCCCAGCGGCGAAGGACGCAUUGCGCUCCGCACGUUUGGCGCAGCGGAGUGGAGGUCCUCAUAG
This is a messenger RNA of Malassezia restricta, 5652 nucleotides long. RefSeq names its product HEAT repeat protein. Gene Ontology annotation, cellular component: Golgi apparatus; membrane; endocytic vesicle. The coding region runs from base 1 to 5652 and encodes 1883 amino acids. The transcript has a single exon. Gene Ontology annotation, biological process: endocytosis; intracellular protein localization; retrograde transport, endosome to Golgi. The record is from RefSeq and is a predicted model, not a curated record. NCBI's taxonomy places the organism in Eukaryota, Fungi, Basidiomycota, Malasseziomycetes, Malasseziales, Malasseziaceae.